This is a messenger RNA of Trematosphaeria pertusa, 2052 nucleotides long. RefSeq lists its product as uncharacterized. The record is from RefSeq and is a predicted model, not a curated record. The transcript has 5 exons. NCBI's taxonomy places the organism in Eukaryota, Fungi, Ascomycota, Dothideomycetes, Pleosporales, Trematosphaeriaceae. The coding region runs from base 1 to 2052 and encodes 683 amino acids.
AUGUCUGAACUCGAAUCCCGGUUCGUCAAGCGUGGUCUAUGGACAGACCUGGAUAGGGGCUAUGUGAUGGGUAAAACUAUCACGGCGGACACUCAGACCGGAGCAUUCGUCAUUGCGCUACUCGCCAUCCUAUCUUCUUUGGCGACGGCCCACUUGUGGCAUCUUGUCACUUUCUUCAUCCACCAGCUGCGAGCCAAUGGACGACCCAGAGACGCGCUUUUCCGGCAGCAACAGGCCAUCCUUCGAACACUGCCAACUCCCGGAGCGCUGAUUGCCGACUCUCUUAAGCUCUUCUGGCACUGGAGGAUCAAGGAGGGCACAUGGUUAGCUUUGGCACGGCUAUCGUUCUUGGUGGUUCUUGCCGGACUCUUCGUGGCUAUGACGUGGGCCGCCAGUAUCUUCUCCUCUCUUGUGGUCGAUACAUCGCAUCUCCGUGUGCUUGUCGACAGUCCUUAUUGCGGAGCCGUGAAUCUGACAUUCGAGACCAUCAACGAUAUCGGGCUCUCGUAUCUGACUGAGAUUGUUUCGGUGGCUGAACCAUUCGCUGAGGAGUGUUACUUGAAUCACAAUGAGUCGCUACCGGCACUGUGUGAUGCCCUCAUCCGUCCAAAGCAGCUGUUCACAAUGGAGAACGUUAGUUGUCCUUGGGAUCCCUCUAUGUGUGCGGGUGGAGACAAGCCCGCCAUCCGAAUAGACUCUGGCCUCAUCGACCUAAACGAAUUCGGCCUCAACCUACCACCUCCGGAUCGCGUCCAGUUUCGGAAGGCCACCACGUGCGCCGUCUUGCCCCUGGAGAAUCGUACAACGAUUAUUCCCGCUUCUGAAUUCCAGGAGUUGAACCGUGAAGCGCUCCCGGAGGAACAGCUUCUGCUCAUGUUCUAUGGAGAUGUUCUGUACUAUGAGUACUGGAAGAAUGCUACGUUCCUGUGGUCGUUAGCCGCGGCUAAUACAACCACAAAAUUUGACUCACGCGCGGCUGGCUCCUCCGACUGGUACGAGUUCGGAAGCCAGAUUGCACUCCCUGAGAUGCAAGGAAACAAUUCGGACAUAGCAUAUAGGCUGAUCGCGAAGAACUAUGUCAUGUAUCGGGAGCCAAACGAGGAUUUGGUCUUUUCUGCACACAAGACCAAUCCUACUAUUACGAAUCUCGGGCAGAAAGGAGAUCGAUACUAUUCCGACUUCCCAGUCUCAGUCGUCGCAUGCGCUCAGCAGUUCAGUGCGCUUCCUGGAAACCCGACCAAAGACAAUUUCCCAACGGCGAGUGAUGUCCAACUCGCCGCCUUACGAGUUCUCGUCACUUCAGGCGCUAUGUUUGAUCAGCUGUCUUCUAAAACCUUCGAUGCCAUGGGGGAUAAUUGGGACGGCGAAGUUAUCUCUCUCCCAAAUGACCAAUGGCAACGAGAGGUUGUGCGAUGGGAGGCAAUCGCUUGGGCGGGCUUACAAGCUUUGCUCACCGACUUUGCCAUUGGACCCAAGCAUCGCGACCCAAAUGCCGACUCGUAUGUCAAGCAGGCGUCAACGCCUGGAGAGAAGCAGCUGUGUCAGUCGCAAAAGAUGCAGAAGUCAGGAGGUUUCGUCAACAUCAAUGUCUUCGGCUUUGUGUUCAUCAUCGCCGUCUCAUGCGUCGUCGUAACGCUCGACAUCACACUACUCAAAUUCCUCAUCUUCAUCAGCGAAUUCCAGCGUCUCACACACCUGUCCGCUCGUCUUAAUCGAUGGACGCAAGAGGGAGUCCUGCAACUCCAACGCCGAGCUUACGAGGCGCAUGGCAGAGGGGCAUGGAUGAACCUCGAAGAAGACGUUCCGUUGACUAGUGAGAAGGAAGUACUUGAAGACCUGCCUAUGGAGUCGAUACCUUUAUCUAGUAUAUUCGUCGACUGCAAAGAGUCGAACAGUUCGAAGGAUAGAAGCAGUUAUGAGGAGGAAUUCUCGCCUCGGCCGUUACCGUCUAUGAAGACGUGGGCGACGCAGGAUACAAUUGUUUCUGUCGGUCAAAACUCACUGGCAGAAUCCAAAUCAAAGGGGUCUACCUGGCGGGAAGAGAAAGAGUAG